Messenger RNA from Musca domestica (house fly), 1019 nucleotides. RefSeq lists its product as uncharacterized. The transcript has a single exon. NCBI's taxonomy places the organism in Eukaryota, Metazoa, Arthropoda, Insecta, Diptera, Muscidae. The record is from RefSeq and is a predicted model, not a curated record. Bases 120 to 950 code for a protein of 276 amino acids.
CUGUAAAUAUAAAAUCAACUUUGUAUUGAAUCUACAAUCAAAAAUAUUUACAAUUUAAUAUUUUAUUUUGUUAUAAUUAGUAUUUUAAAUUUUUUGUGAAAUUUUUGGAUUCCCCUAAAAUGCAUUUGACGACGUAUCAGCACGAUUUCAUAAAACCUAACAAUAAACGUUAUGAUUUCCUGAAAGAAAACCGCACAAAUUCUCGAGAAAAUUUGGAAUGUAUUUGUGAUAGUGUAACUACCACCGAAAAGGAUCAAAAUACUACUGCAAAGCACGGAACAGUUGAAUGGACUGGGAUAGCUCCCAUGGGGCGUUUGAUUGAUCCCCGAAUUAUACCAACAAAGUUCGCACCUGAUCAAGUUCAGGCCAUAGCAAAUGACCAGCAAGAUGAUUGCAAUAAACAACAACCCAAUCGUUUUUUGAAAAUAUUGCGAACUGUAUACCCUGACCUCUACGAAAGAUUGCAAAAUAUGCCCAAAGAUGAGCUAAAUAGGCGCCUGGAAGAGAACCGCUUAUACACGACCUAUCAAAUAGAUUUUUGUAAUAUACAAGAAUAUCCAGAAGGUAUAUAUAAAUCUCUUAAAGAGGAAGAUGAAACAAGCAAAUUGAAUGCUAGAAAAUUGUUGACAAAGAAAGAACCUUGCUCCGAGUUCAGAACUAAUGUGAUGGAGGAAUUAAACAAGCAGAUGAACAGUUCCGAUCAAUGUGUUAAAGCAUAUAAGCCAUUUAAAAUAUCAUUUGCGGAUUCAAACCGCUUUAUUAACUCGGGUAACAAUUCCCAUUGGCGAGGUGGAGAUGUUUUCAAGAAAAAAGCAAACUUUACAGAAUAUAUGGAUACCAUAAACAAAAUUGGAUGUGUCAUUAUGAAAAAUAAUUUGCACGAUCACCGCAAGUGUAGCGGUAAGCAUUGUCGGCAUCAGCUUGUUCAUACUUGUACAAAAAAUAUGUAAACAAAAAUGUGUAAAAAACAAUUUAAGAAAAUAAACUUCCGCUUUAAGGGAAAUAUUUGCUUACCUCUA